AUGAGUAAACAGCUAAACGAUAUGAAAUGGGAGUCGGUAGCUUUAGAAGGCUUUCCGGUAUCAAUGACAGAUAAGUUUCAAGGCUUUGUGGGUUUGGAAGAGUGUACAGAUUAUAGUCUUAAUAAAGAAGGCAAGCGGUCUAAAAAGAAUAAACUAAAAGAAUUUAAAGAAAAAAUAAAAGCAAGAAAAGAAAAGAAGAAGAAAAGAAAAGCAUCUGAAGCAUCUGAAACCCAGAGAGAAGUUCCAAGUAAAAGAGUUAAGCUAAGCAAUGGUUUUGUUGUUGAAUCAUGUACUACUGUUACUCCAUCUCUUACAAAUGAUCAAACUACAAAUAACCUAGUAAAGAGUAAUCAAAAUAAAGAAAAUGUAAAAUCUAGAAAAAACAAAAAAUCAAAUAAUAAAAAGAUCAAACAAGAAGAAAACAGCCCAACAAAUGGGGAAGUAAAGAAAAAUAAAAUAAAACUCGGUGAUCUGCCGCAAUCCAGCUCGGAUUUGACACCAGAAGAUAUGUUAACAUGGGCCGAGUUUAAGUUGCAGGAGCCGAUUAUAAAAGCUCUAACAGAAUUGGGCUUUAAACAACCUACAAAGAUACAGCAACUAACUUUACCGGCUGCCAUACAUGGCCGUCGCGACAUUCUAGGAGCAGCAGAAACUGGCAGUGGUAAAACUUUAGCAUUCGGACUUCCAAUUCUCUCUGGUAUACUAAAACUGAAAGAAAAAGCUGAACUCAAAGGCCUUGAUGUCUAUGACAUUCCAUAUAAAAAAGGCUCAGCUAAAAAGAAAGAAAUUGAGAUCAAAAAUGACGAUAAAAGAAAUAAAAAAGAACAGAAACAUAAAAAUAUUAAUAAGAAUAAGAUAGUAGAGAAACCUAAAGAAUCGUCUGAAGAUGGUUAUAGUAGUGGAGAAGAAAGCAAUAAAGAAAAUGAGAAUGAGCCACAAUCACAAGAAAAGGAGUAUAGUGAUGAUGAUUAUUUAGAAGAAAUUGAAGUUCCUGUUACAAAAAAAGAUACAUCAGCGGAUGAAGGCAAUGACAGUGAUGACGAAAAUUAUAUACAUCUAUCUGAUAUGUUAGAUUCUGAUGAUUUGGUUGAAACAAGUGAUGAUGACAAUGAUGGUGAAAGUAAAGUAGAAGGCAGUGAUGAAGAAAGUGUAAUUGAUGAAGAACUCGAUGAACGCGAAAGUGAUGAUGAAGAGGCUAGUGAAAAUGAAGAAGGUGAUCUGGAAAAUGGCGAAGAUGAAGGAGAUGAAAAUGAACAAGGUAUUGGCUGUGUGAAAGUAAUGGACAACAUUGAGAUACCAGGCCAUGUAUCUGUUAAGACUGGAAAACCGUUAUAUGCACUCAUCAUGACCCCCACCAGAGAACUUGCCAUACAGAUCAGCAGGCAUUUGAUAGCUGUCGCUAAAUAUACAGGUAUACGAAUAGCAACUAUAGUGGGUGGUAUGGCUGCAGUCAAACAAGAGAGACUGCUUCGAUCUGGCCCUGAGAUUGUCGUAGCAACACCUGGGCGAUUGUGGGAGCUCAUUGGUCAAGGUCAACCACAUCUGCAGCAACUAGACACAGUCAAGUUUUUAGCAAUAGACGAGACUGAUCGUAUGGUCGAACGAGGUCACUUCGAAGAGCUCUAUCCUCUGCUUGAACGGCUGAACGCGGAUGAUGCCAAAAGAGCUGCACGACAGAACUUUGUGUUUUCGGCGACGUUGACCAUGGUGCAUGACCUCCCUAGCCACAUGAAGGGUAAGAAGGUAACGAAACGUGGUAAAAUAAUUAACCGUAAGAUCGAGAAGAUGACCCCUCAACAGAAGGUGAACAAACUAAUCAACAUGAUUGGUAUGACGGAACCCAAAGUCGUUGAUAUCACCACCCAAAAUUUAGGUACAGCAGAAACGUUAACGGAAUCACGUAUCGCGUGCGCUUUAGAGCACAAAGAUGCCUAUCUCUACUACAUCCUAAAGAGACAUCCCGGCAGAACUAUUGUGUUCUGCAACUCUAUAAGCAGUGUCAGAAGAUUAGCGCAGCUACUGACUCUUCUAAAAUGCCGUCCUUUACCGUUACACGCCAGUAUGCCACAGAGACAACGACUGAAGAAUCUAGAAAGGUUCCGCGACGACCUACACGGGGUCCUGAUAGCAACUGAUGUCGCCGCUCGUGGUUUAGACAUCCCCCACGUGGAGCACGUCAUACAUUACCAGGUACCGCGGACGGGAGAGAACUAUGUACACCGCAGUGGACGGACAGCACGAGCUACCAGGGAGGGGCUCACUAUUCUCAUGAUGGAACCCACUGAGGCUUAUCUCUAUGCGAAGCUGUGUAGGACUCUUAAUAAAACUGCGGAACUGCCAACGUUCCCAGUGGACCCCCAGAUAUUGUCUCCUCUAAAAGACUUAGUUAGCAUCGCUCGUGAACUCGAAGGGUUAGAGCUGAAGAAGCGACGAACCGCUCAGGCGGUCGGAUGGAGGGAACGAGCCGCCAGAGAAAUGGACAUUAUCAUCGACGAUGACGAUGUUCCUGUAACCCAAGUAGACACGUCUAUAGAGAAGGCGCUGAAGGCAAAGAGACGACAGCUGGACACGCUGUUGUCACGCCCCGUCUAUCCGAGAGGGUUCUCCUUCAAAUACCCCACGCUCAACGAUCCAAAUGCUCUCGCUAACACGGAAGAAAACGCGUUACAGGUAAUGAAGAAGGCAAUGGAAUCAGGUGAAUUGAAAAAAGAAAAAAGGAAAAGUAAGAACGCCUCGCUAUUACAAUUACAAAAGAAAUUUAUGAAAAAAUAA
Arctia plantaginis is the source of this 2772-nucleotide messenger RNA. The record is from the annotation of a GenBank genome assembly. NCBI's taxonomy places the organism in Eukaryota, Metazoa, Arthropoda, Insecta, Lepidoptera, Erebidae.